AUGGCCAAAACAUCCGAAAUCAUGCACCAUCUUUCUCAAUCAACCAUCGCUUCUAGCCAGUCAAACAAUCAGGCUCGCGACACUGAGGACUCAACCAACUCAAUCCCGAUGCGCACUGAAGACAACUGUAAGGUCAGCAACAACCACCACGGAGAGAGCGGGCGACACGUACGAGACGUCGAAUCCAAAAACGAAAAGCUGCGAUCAAAGAACAAGAAGCUCAAGGCCAGGAUCAAAGACCUGAAAGCAAGAGAAAAGGAUACCGACAAAUCGAAGUCCGGCACCUCGUACCUGGAACACCAAGUCUGGAGGCUGGAACGAAAAGCCGACAGACUCAUAUACAAACUGGCCAAGGAACGAGCAGAGCGUGUAGCAGAACGUGCAGAACACUAUAAACUCGUCCAAACGUUGACCAAGGAACGUGCGGAACGUGCAGUAGAACUUGCUGAAAGCGACAUUCUCGAUCGAAUUUUGACCAAAGAACGCGCAGAACGUGCAGAAGAGAAUGACGAACGCGAAAUCGAUUCUCUUGGAUGA
Fusarium poae is the source of this 537-nucleotide messenger RNA. RefSeq lists its product as uncharacterized. The record is from RefSeq and is a predicted model, not a curated record. The transcript has 5 exons. Lineage: Eukaryota; Fungi; Ascomycota; Sordariomycetes; Hypocreales; Nectriaceae. The coding region runs from base 1 to 537 and encodes 178 amino acids.